Molecule: messenger RNA, 157 nt
Organism: Paramecium sonneborni
Lineage: Eukaryota; Ciliophora; Oligohymenophorea; Peniculida; Parameciidae
Source: the annotation of a GenBank genome assembly
UAUGGGUUUUUAAAUAAAUAGGAUUAUGAUUAUAAGUGAGAUUAAUAAUAUUCUAAAGUUUGCUUAGAAAUAAAAAUAAAUUUCAGUCGGGAAAUGUUAUAUCAUUAUAAUCAUGUCGAAGCGUUUAAAGUCAUCAUAAUUAUUGUUUUUUGAUUGA